UUCUUUUCUUGUAGCCCCAUUUAUUGCUCUUGUCUUUUGCUUUCCGUUCCUCCUCACUGAAAAAUGCUCUUUGCCUCCCUUUUUUUUCUCUUAUUAUCACCUUUUGUCAAUGUAUUUGCAAGUCUCUCUUUCUAUCUGAACUGCAACUAAACUAGGGUUUUCCUCCUUUGAACACAAACCCAACAAAGGAAUUUUAAUCUCUCCCAAUGGCUGCAGCAACAUCUUUUUCCUUGGGAAUAUCAAAGAAUAGAUCUUGAAAGAGUUUACACAGACAGCAGGAAAAAAAAAGGUAAUAGUAUUCUUUCUGACCACAGAAAUCAACACAAAAAGGUGAAAUAUUUAUAUGGCCUCUUCUUCUAGCUACUCCAAUUCUCCCUGUGCUGCCUGUAAGUUUUUAAGAAGAAAAUGCAUGCCAGAUUGCAUUUUUGCACCAUAUUUUCCACCUGAAGAGCCACAAAAAUUUGCCAAUGUUCACAAAAUAUUUGGUGCAAGCAAUGUUAGUAAGCUUCUCAAUGAAGUCGCUCCUCAUCAGAGAGAGGAUGCUGUAAACUCUCUGGCCUAUGAAGCCGAGGCACGGAUAAAAGAUCCAGUCUAUGGUUGUGUUGGAGCCAUCUCAGUCCUUCAAAGGCAAGUCAUUAGGCUCCAGAAGGAAUUGGAUGCCACAAAUGCAGACUUGAUCCGUUAUGCAUGCAAUGCCAAUGACAUGCCUACAUCAUCCCAGUUUGGAAGAAGGAAUAUGAGCCAUGGAGGAGGCUCUUUUGGUCAAAACUCUGGUAUGUAUUAUCAUUAUUCUCCAUGGAAUAAUGAGCCUGGUGAGGACAGCAAUGAGAGAGGGGGAGAAGGUAACAUGUAAUGUAAGAUGGAUUGUGACAUUCUUAUGUACCUAUGACUAUCUUAGGACAUCUAUUUAAGUUUUCCUAUUGAAAAGGGAACAUGGUAUGCUAGGUUGUGAAACCCCUCUACACAGAAUAUGGGGUACGACUACUGAAUGCUACUAAACUUUUCAUAAUUGAGAAAUUAGCAACUUAUCAUAGUCAAGUUUUUGGUGUAGCAUAUGGGAAGAUUUCUAUGUAAAGCUCUUGGUGUAAUCUAUGCUUGGUUGAUUUUGUACA
This is a messenger RNA of Quercus robur (English oak), 1112 nucleotides long. Its product is annotated as LOB domain-containing protein 25. The transcript is spliced from 2 exons. NCBI's taxonomy places the organism in Eukaryota, Viridiplantae, Streptophyta, Magnoliopsida, Fagales, Fagaceae. Bases 344 to 853 code for a protein of 169 amino acids. The record is from RefSeq and is a predicted model, not a curated record.